AUUUGGCGUAAUUGAUAAAAGCUUUUUUGAACGACGCUGCUGAUUUGUUUUUCGAAUUUAAAAUCUGAGUCAAACUUUACCCCCAGGUUUGUGACAGAGUCGCUGAGAUACGGGGUCAGAGUGCCGAGGUCAACGUUGGGGGAGGGAGAGCGACUUGGACCGAACAACAUAACUUCUGUUUUAUCUUCAUUUAGGCUCAGGAAGUUAGCUGAAAGCCAGACUUUGAUGUCGUGCAGGCAGUCAAUAAGACGUUGAACCGUGUUAUUUUGUGCCAUGGGAAAAUAAAUCUGGCAAUCAUCGGCAUAAAAAUGAAAUGCAAUACUGUACUUCCUAAAAAUAGAACCAAGGGGGAGAAGGUAAAGCGCAAAUAAAAUUGGGGCAAGGAUUGAGCCCUGGGGGACCCCAUGUGGUAAAGGAGCUGUGGACGACAUAAAACUGUCUACUUUUACACAAAAACUCCUGUCAGUUAGGUACGACAGACAUGCCACGUUACAGCAAUAGAAAACGCGUAUAUCAUCACUAUUUGUAAAGUUGCUUCUUUCAAAUGUUUGUGUGAUAUAUGUGAUCUCUUAAGGAUGAAACCACUCAAAGAACAGGGAGAUUCCAAAAAAGGUACAUUGACACCAUUCUUCUGGUUCGCGUCUCGCAAAACCUGCAAUCCUGAUCCCCAAGUCUUGUGGGUUGUCAGGGAGAGCUUUGCCCUCGUCAAGGGAGCGGUGCUCCUGCUGGAAGAGGCAGAGAGAGAGGACCAACACGAGGACACGUCUCCCCUGAAGCCAGAAGACGGCGCUUCAGACACGCGACACCGACACAUACACGCCAUGGUUGAGCUGCUUCGACCAGAGGAUAGCAUCAAGCUGGCCGUGCAGUUGGAGUCCGUCAGCACGGUCCGAGUCAGGUACCUCAUUGUCGUCUCCACCCUGGCUAACAAAGACGAGAGCAUCCUGCUAGGUAUGGACUUCUCCAAACAGGAAAGUGACGAGUGCACCAUUGGGUUGGUUCUACCUAUUUGGAGCGACACACAAGUGUACCUGGAUGGAGAUGGCGGUUUUAGUGUCACCUCAGCAGAAGAAACAAGAAUUUUUAAGCCAGUUUCCAUGCAGACCAUGUGGUCAGUGCUGCAGGCGUUGAACGGAUGCUGCGAGCGGGCCGUCAAAGGCGCCGUGAUUCCGGGCUGCAGUCUGGAGUGGGCCCAGCAUUACUACCAGCACAUUGAAUCGGACCGCUUGUGCCUCAACGAGUGGGAGGUAAUGAACGACCUGGAGUCGGUCAGGAGGGACACCGAUAGUCACGGUAUUGCUGACAGAAAUGACAAAGAGAUGUUGAUUAAGGAGCAACUGAGAGACAUCAUGAGGACGGAAGACCUCGACAACCUCACGUCUAAAAUGGUCCACUCGGCCUUGCAGACUCGGAUAGGCUUCGACAUGAGGCCGUUUAAAGAGUACAUUGACAACGAGAUGCUGGUCACCAUGGCUCAGAUGGACAAGCCAUCCAAGAUAUUUGACUACCUCUACUUGGGCUCCGAGUGGAACGCAGCCAACUUUGAGGAGCUGCAGAAAAACAACAUUGACUACAUCCUGAAUGUGACUCGGGAAAUCGACAACUUCUUCCCAGAAUCCUUCACCUACAUGAACAUCAGGGUGUACGACGUGGAGACCACCGACCUGCUCCCCCACUGGUCCGACACGUACAACUUCAUCAACACUGCCAGGAAGAGCGGCCAUUCGGUGUUGGUGCACUGUAAGAUGGGCGUGUCUCGCUCCGCCUCCACCGUCAUCGCCUACGCCAUGAAGCAGCAACGCUGGCCGCUGGACGUGGCGUCGGCCUACGUGAGGGAUCGCCGUGCCAUCAUCAGACCCAACGAGGGCUUCACCAAGCAGCUGCAGACCUACAACGGCAUCCUCCACGCCAGCCGCCAGCGACACAGCUUGCUCUGGAGGAGGAAGUCCAAAGACCAAAGGCAGAAGUCUCAGCGCAAAGACGACGGCGAGAAGCCGGAUGAGGCCGAGGAGGAAGAGGGAGAUGAAGAAGAGGAGGAUGAGGAAGAGGAGGAUGAUGACAUCACAGAGAGCUCUGAUGAAAAAGAGGAUUCAGGGGAAGAUGUGUUUGAGCAGCCUGACACCACCCAGGAAGAAACACCACCAUGUGUCAUCAGUCCCAUCAUCUCUCUUCCAUGUGUGAGUCGCAGUGGAAGGAUGAACCUCUUCUCCCUCAUGCAGUCCAUCAGUGAACAAGAUGACGUGACCAAAGGAUGCGAGCAGGUGAGCUACUUUACAAUUGACCCAAGUGGAGGGAUCGACCUCAUUCAUAUAUGUCAUUUAUAUCCAUUUAUUUAUGAAAGGGAAGUUUUUGUUAACAAUUUAAAGGUGUUUGCUGAUUAUACAAGCAUGUUUAACACAUAUAGAUUCCUUUCUUUGAUGAAGACAAGAAUAUAAGUUGAUUGGAAUCAGACAGUAGUGAUGACAACAUCCACAUUUUAUAAUGGAGGAGAACAAAAGUCCUCCUUUCUGUCUAAUACCACAUGAAAGUGCUUGCUUUUUGGCAUCUUAUUUGUCCAGCUUCCAUACUCCUUUUUAUACACUUUACAAGAAAUACUUUGGCGGCAAAGUCUGUAGCGUGCUAGCUUUCUGAGACUCUUAUUUUGAUAGCGCAGGCAGGAUGAAGCAGGGCUUUUAUUGUGAAGACAGGAACUGUGCAGUCGGUCUUUAGAGUUUUGACGGCAGGUACGGCGAGGGUGUUGAAAUAAAAAGUGUUUCUCGCCUUCCUUUCGGUCAUUUUUUUCUUAACAAUGAUCUUGCAGCCGCCAGCGUCAUCUCACAAGACCCUCGGGUGUUGUCAGUGUCAAUCAAGUGACGUCUUGGUGAGGAUCCAUGAUCGCUCAUUUGUAGGUCCAUUUUUUUCAUGCCU
This is a messenger RNA of Nerophis lumbriciformis (worm pipefish), 2907 nucleotides long. Lineage: Eukaryota; Metazoa; Chordata; Actinopteri; Syngnathiformes; Syngnathidae. The record is from RefSeq and is a predicted model, not a curated record.